UUUUCCCUGUUCGGUAAGAGGGUGUGGCUUCAAUAACUGACAUGAUAUUGGCUGAACUUUGCCUGUGCUCUAGGGUGCUCAAAAGACCGAGAGCGGGAGACACAAGACAACAAACUUGUGUCUUGUUUGCGGUAUACUAAUUAAGAGACUCUCAGUUGCUGCACCUGACGAUUCCCAGGAUGUGUUGACCCAGGAGGAGGGAGACCAGAUAGUGUGCCAAUCUCACCAGCUUCCUGCUGCAGAAUUCUCACCGUCUACACAGGAAGACACCACAUUCGAAGGAACCAUGGAAAGCACACCCAGAAAAUGGGUGCUUCAGCCCAUGUCACCCAAACUGGAGCUGGCAGUAGACCUUCGCACCAUGCUCAGCCCCACCACCGAUGAGCCCUUUAGUCUGGACCAGAGCUGGAUCUACAACCGGAAUGGCAACUCUUCGCCUUUCAGUUUUGACAGCAUCUCCGUGACCCGCACCCAGUCCACAGUUAUCGUAUCCACCCAGCAGAAGGUGUCCCGGGAUGUGGUGGUGCAGGCCAGGCAGGUGGCGGUGUCAGAGGAAGAUUGCGGCAACACCAGUGAAGACUGGCAACCCAGUAGCCCUAGCAGUGCAGGGAGCACGGGCUCCCAACGUGGCUUCUACUCCUUUGUGGAUGAUCCGGUGAGCCCCGAGGCGGAGAUGAACGAAGCCUGGAUGGUGUCCCCAGAGAGACAAGCCAAGUUGGCGACCCUGAAAGAGGAAAGCAGUUUCAAACUGCAGACAUACACCGGUGGGAAGAAGCCAGGGAGUCUGUUCGAGGACGACGAGGACUCCCGCUACCAGGUGAACACCAACGGUGCCCAAUUCAAGGCGGAGGAGGAGCAGCUUAGGCAGGAGAUCAUCCACAGUCAAGCCCCCAAAAAGAUUGCCACAUUCAGGGAGCAGUGGAGUGCACUUGAAACCCUGGAUCUCAGCAAGUCACCCAACAAGUUGCUCGAAGGGUUCAGCUUGUGCUACGGGCCAAGCAGCACCAAAUCUGAGUCCACACCAGCAGCUGAGCCAUGCACCAUCGACAAUGAACAGAUCAACUUCAGAGCAGCACGGGAGCAGUUCCUAAAGAUGGAACAGUCGAGGCUCAACCCAUUCCUGCAGAGUCCCAGCUCGCUAAAACCACAAAGAAUGUGGCAGUCAGAAGACAGCUUGCUGUCACCAAGGAGUGAGAAAAAAGACUAUCACUCUGCGGAAUGGUUUAACCAAAGUCUGACCCCAGUGAAACGUCAGGACAAAGGGGAAAAUUUCGCUGGCAGAAAGGUGUACCGCACAGCGGAGAGGGUAACCAAGAGGCAGAGUAGCCUGUUUGAUGACCUUGACUCUGGACUGGAGGAUCUAUCGGGUGACACAAGUGUUGGCUACACAAGUGACGGAAGCAUGUCCAAUGACAACCCUCAGCCAGAAAGCAAGGGCACCCAAUUGGCAAGUGGUUACAGAGAGACUCCCAUAGAGAGGGAGAUUCGUAUCGCUCAGGAGAGAGAAGAGAGUCUUCGGCGAUUGCGGGGCAUCAAGCACAACGACGUCCAAGAGAUGGUGGAGGUCAAGUCUCUGCUCUCCCAGCCUACACCACCACUGAUGCCUGUCAAGGCAAAUAAGAAGAACCGGGUGAGCUUUUUCAUCCAGCGCGAGAUCAAAAAGGACAGCCAGAGGGAAGAAGACUUGCUGCACCAGGGGAGAGUCCCAGGUCUGUAUGACCGUGGAACUCCUCAAGAAAUGGAGGAUCGGAGAAAGUUCUUUGAGCUUAGAGACCAAUCUGGAGCCGAGGUCGAGACGAUGAAAAGGACUUGGUCAUCACCCAGGGUCAUUGUGAGGAGUAGCAGCUCAGAUACGGAAGGCUACCCUUCCCCUUGCUGCCCUCACCGGCACUCCGAAGAGACAGAGUUGUACAUCGGCAGCAUGAGCGCCACUCCAAGCAUCAAUACCACCAGCGAAGGCUGGAGUUCAGAGUCCCAAGACCUCAAUAGAGUACUGCCAAGCAGCUUCCCAGAGGAGAGCGUCAUGUUGAAAGGGAAUGAGACCAGUAAGGCAGAAAGCGCUCAAGUCACAGUGGUGGUGAAGACCAGUACUAGUGAAAUGGUAAAUUACCCAUCGUGGUUCGUGGAAAGAAAGAAGCCAGUUCCAGCCAGAGGCUCCUCGGCUAAAGAAGCAUCCUCUUUGUCAUCCUCUCCCUCCUCACCUACACCCACUGCGUUUGCAGUGCAGGUGUCUGACCCGAGUGAUAAGCCUGUUCCAACCUGGAGGGCGCACCUGGAUUCUGGCGGCCUGCGACAUCGAAGACCAAACACUCCAGAUAUUAUCCAGAAGGAGAUUGAGCAGGAUCUGAAACGUGAGCAGGAGCUCCGGGAACUGCGGGAAUCCAGUGGCCUGUCCGCCUCUAUGGAAGGAAACUUGGACUAUAUAGAACGAGACGCUAAAGACGCAUGUCAAUCGCAAAGCCUGCGAAGAGUCUUUGUGGAACAGGAAGAGUCUGUCUUCUCUGAGAGCCCUUCACUUCCGGUAGAGCAGACGAGCUUGGCCAGAUGGUCCUACUCAUCUAUCACUCCAGUAUCAAUGCUAGUGGACAGUGCAUCUCGCUUUUCCACCUCCAUUCGUCCCACUGCCCGUCUUCCCUCCUUUUCCAUAGUCACUGCCCAGCCAUGGGGCUCCCCAAGGCCCAGCUCCCCUGUGGUGAGCAGGGUUGCCCCCCUGUUGCCUGCUAGCCCGUGGCUAGAGAUGGGUGGCUCCCCUGGGAUCCCCACGCAAAAAGGCCUGACCGAAACACUGCUAGAAGACUUUGAGGAGAGGAGAAUCAAACUGAAGCUGGAAGAGAAUGCUUAUGCAGGAAUUCAGCCUACUGACGAUGUGAACAAUGAAGUCUUGGAGGCGACCCGCGUCACCAGGCACAAAAACAAGCGGGCACUGCGCUGGGAGGCUGGCGACUACACCAAGGAGGACAGCCAAUGAGUCCACCAGCCUUCUCCACUGGAGGGACAGGAAAAUGGUCUAAUUCAUACACUUCGCAAGAGAACAUCCUUGGUCCUCCCUACUGCCUCUGAUCUGGCGGACUCACCAAACACAUGCUUCGUUUGUAAAUUGUCUGAGUGUUGGAGCGUGCCCUAACUAUCCGUAAAUUAAAAAAUAAAGAAAAUGGUGCCGUCUGGUUUGCUUAAUAUAAGGAAUUUGAAAUGAUUUAUAGCUUUACUUUUGAUACUGAAGUAUAUUUAAAUCCAAAUACUUUUACUCAAAUAGGAUUUUACUAGAUGACUUACUUGUCAUUUUCUAUUAAGGUAUCCUGACCUUUUGACAAUUGGGUACUUUUUCCACCACUGGUUAUAUGAAUGUAGUCUAGCAGUUAAGAGCCUUGGGCCAGUAACCGAAUGGUCGCUGAUUUGAAUCUUCAAGCAGACAAGGUGAAAGAAUCUGGCGACGUGCCCUUGGCAACCCGAGUUGAUCUGGAUAAGAGGGUCUGUUAAAUUACUAAAUUGUAAUGUAAGUUCAAUGACAAGUUUAAUCACACUCUAAACCGGACUGUUUGCAACAUGACACUAUCUGGUUUUGAUGGAAAGACUACGGUAUGACUUACUGCUGAGAAUAGCCCAGGGAAUGUAGAUGCGAUAAGAGAUUCAACUCUGCUACAUUUGGUGGUAGCGGUGGGAUACACUGCUUAAAUGAGCAGCGACGUCAAAUCUUAUGCAUUGGAGAUGAAUAAGAGAAUGUCAAACUGAUUCAAAUGGAGCAAGACAUUGCCAUCUCCUGGGCAGACACUUGAACUGAAUGUAGGGGAUUUGAGUGGUUAACUGUAACGUUGAAACUAAAAAGGUAUGACCAUAAGUAUGUGGACACCCCUUCAAAUUAGUGGCUAUUUCAGCCACACCCAUUGCUGACCGGUGUAUAUGAUUGAGUACACAGCCAUGAAAUAUCCAUAGACAGAAUGGCCCGUACUGAUGAGCUUAGUGACUUUCAACAUGGCAUCGUCAUUGUCACCUCUCCGACAAGUCAGUUCUGACCUGCUAGAGCUGCCCCGGUCAACUGUAAGUGCUGUUAUUGUGAAGUGGAAACGUUUCGGAGCAACAACGGCUCAGCUGUGAAGUGGUAAGCCACACAAGCUUACAGAACGGGAUCGCCGAGUGCAUAGAGUAAAAAUCUUCUGUCCUCGGUUGCAGCACUCAUUACCGAGUUACAAACUGCCGCUGGAAGCAAUGUCCGCACAAUAACUGUCAGUCGGGAGCACUCUAACGGACGAAUCCAGGUUUGGUGGAUGCCAGAAUGCAUAGUGCCAAAUGUAGAGUUUGGUGGAGGAGGAAUAAUGGUCUGGUGCUGUUUUUCAUUGUUCGGGCUAGGCCCCUUAGUUCCAGUGAAGGGAAAUCUUAAUGUUACGUCAUACAUUCUAGACAUUUCUUUGCUUCCAUCUAUGUGGCAACAGUUGGGAAGGCCCUUUCCUGUUUCAGCAUGACAAUUUUUAUUUAUUUAUUUAACUAGUCAAGUUGUGAUACAACCUGGAUUCGAACCAGGGUGUCUGUAGUGACGUCUCUAGCACUGAGAUGCAGUGCCUUAGACAGCUGCGCUUCUCGGGAGCCCAAUGUCACCGUACACAGCGAAGUCUAUACAGAAAUGGUUUUUCGAGAUCGGUGUGGAAGAACUUGUCUGGCUUGCACAGAGCUCUGAACUCAAACCCAAUUGAACACCUUUGGGAUGAAUUGGAACACCUACUGCGAGCCAGGCCUAAUCACCCAACAUCAGUGCCCGACCUCACUAAUGCUCUUGUGGCUGAAAGGAGGCAAGUCCCCCAGCAAUUUUCCAACAUCUAGUGGAAAGCCUUCCCAGAAGAGUGGAGGCUUUUAUAGCAGCAAAGGGGGGACCAACUCUAUAUUAAUGCCCAUGAUUUUGGAAUGAGAUGUCCGAUGAGCAGGUGUCCACAUACUUUGGUCAUGUAGUGUAUUUAAAGGGCAACUGCAACUGCUGAUUUGGCAACGUUUUUUUUGGCUUGCUCCACAAAUGCUGGUGGCCAUGAGAGAAGCCAAAUGUGAUUUGGCUUGGGGGUGUGGUUUGGUGUGAGUUUUCCUUGGGUGUGUCAAUGCUGACGUUGUCAAUCGAGCAGUGAAUUGAGAGCUUCAACAUUGUGCGGCCCUUGCUCUUUUCUAGUAUUCCCAGCACCUAUGUUUUUAAGGAUGUGCGUAUGACCACAAAUGCUUCUGGUGUCCGGUAUACAACACAAGUUUCCUGAUCCUGGCGCCGAAUACACUGGGUUUCUUCAACCCCAUAUUGACUGAUACCGUUCAAUUCAAUAAUAAAAGACAAUUCAAGUAAAAGUGAACUAGUGAAAAUGUUAUUCAGAGUGCCAGGUCUCCAUUUAGAGACCUCAGUAUGAAGCCCAUCUGCAGUGGUGGAAAGUACUUAGGUAAAAAUACUUUAAAGUCGUUUUUUUGGGUAUCUGUACUUUACUAUAUAUAUUUGACUACUUUUUCUCCACUACAUUCCUAAACAAAAUAUUUACCUUUUACACCCAUACAUUUUCUGACACCCAAAAGUACUCUUUAACAUUUUGAAUGCUCAGGCAGGACAGUAAUAUGGUCUGCUUCACACACCUAUCAAUAUAACGCGUUGUCAUCCCUGCUGCCUCUGAUCUGGCAGACUCACUAUACACAAAUGCUGUGUUUGUAAAUUAUGUUGGAGUGUUGAAGUGUGCCGAUCAGUCCAUAAUUUUAAAAAACAAGAAAAGCAUGCCUUAUGGUUUGCUUAUUAUAAGGAAUUUAAUGUAUAGCAUUUACUUUGUACUUUUAUCCAAGAUUGACAAUUUAGUACUUUUUCCACCACUCUACUUAAGUACAUUUAAAAAUUAUAACAUUUUAUAGCCAGCUACCUGUAUGAGCUGCUAACUAGCUAGCUAACUUUACUGUAUAGCUAAGUAAAUCAAAUAUCAUCAUUGUAACUUAAAAACACAAGCUCCAAAUGUAUAUGUAGAUAACAGCCAUGGAAGGGGGUGAAAGGACUGAAACUCCAGCUGUCAGUUCCAGACCCUAGUAAGGAAAACUAUUAGGACAGAGAGACAAUAGCAACAUAAUAUUCAGUGCUGUCUAAUUCUGUGAUGUUUUAU
This is a messenger RNA of Oncorhynchus masou masou (cherry salmon), 6098 nucleotides long. RefSeq names its product mitotic spindle positioning (gene misp). NCBI's taxonomy places the organism in Eukaryota, Metazoa, Chordata, Actinopteri, Salmoniformes, Salmonidae. The record is from RefSeq and is a predicted model, not a curated record. The transcript is spliced from 6 exons. The coding region runs from base 287 to 2968 and encodes 893 amino acids.